This is a messenger RNA of Saccharomyces cerevisiae S288C, 447 nucleotides long. It is a transcript of the gene IST3, whose product is annotated as U2 snRNP complex subunit IST3. Gene Ontology annotation, molecular function: nucleic acid binding; RNA binding. Gene Ontology annotation, biological process: mRNA splicing, via spliceosome. The coding region runs from base 1 to 447 and encodes 148 amino acids. Gene Ontology annotation, cellular component: cytoplasm; nucleus. Lineage: Eukaryota; Fungi; Ascomycota; Saccharomycetes; Saccharomycetales; Saccharomycetaceae. The record is from RefSeq and is marked reviewed. The transcript has a single exon.
AUGAACAAAAUUCAGCAAAUCAACGAUAAAGAACUACAAAGUGGAAUUCUUAGCCCGCAUCAAUCAUGGCAUAAUGAAUAUAAGGAUAAUGCUUAUAUAUAUAUCGGAAAUCUCAACCGAGAAUUAACAGAAGGUGACAUAUUGACAGUCUUUUCUGAAUAUGGAGUCCCUGUAGAUGUAAUUCUUAGCAGGGAUGAAAACACAGGAGAAUCGCAAGGUUUUGCAUAUUUGAAAUAUGAGGAUCAACGGUCAACGAUUCUAGCAGUCGAUAAUUUAAAUGGAUUUAAAAUUGGCGGUAGAGCCCUCAAAAUUGAUCAUACUUUUUAUAGGCCAAAAAGGAGUUUACAAAAAUACUAUGAAGCUGUAAAGGAAGAAUUGGAUCGAGAUAUAGUUUCGAAGAACAAUGCUGAGAAACUCAUUUUGGCUAAAAAGGACCAACCAAAUUAA